CCGAGGGGGCCGCCUUCCCUGGCGGCGUCAUCACAUGCACUCUUUGCCAGCAGCAAUUCGCUAAUGGGGCCCCGGGCUUCAUGCGGCACCUCACGGUCAGGCAUGCCGGCUGCAGCAUCGACAACGAACUCCUGGCCACGCUGCGCGGCCUCCAGCGUGUGGCCUGCGCAGGGGCUGGGUGCGGCGGCAUCAGGCGUGCCGGCAUGACAUCCUGCAACCACUGCAGGCGCAGCACUCCCACCAGACCGCUGGCCGUUGGGGACCUGAUUGUCGGCCCGCGUACGGGUGUGGCCACUCUGGCCGCAGAACCCCCCGCAGGGGCAUCGCAGGCAGGGCACGAUGCCAGCGCCCACGCAGACGACGUUUCCCUCCCUCCCGGCUUCAUCGAGAGAGUGCGGCGAUUGCCGGGUGGUGCCACGCAGGUGCACAUCCCCAUCGCAUUGAGGGUCAGACACGCCCGGAGAUGGGCAACCACACUGGAGGGUAUGGAAAAGGAUCUUCCGGGUUGGACUGCGCUGGAGGAGGCGCGUUCGCGUUUGCUCCUCACAACCCCACCUCAAGGCAUGCACGUGGAGACCGAGAUCGCAGUGCGCACACGCAUGUGGGAAGCGAAGCAGUUCGAGGCUUUACCGUCUCGCCUUGAAGCGCAACGCAUUCUGGGCCCGGGGGUCAGGAGAGGCAGGAGGUCCAGGAGACGUGACGACGCCGCCGAGGACAAGAAACGCAGGAGCAGGAAGCAGACAGCAGAGGGAGCCUACCGCAAGGCCAUCAACACCAUGACCUCCGAGGAUGCACAAUUCUCUGCACAGGCCCAGGCACGACAUGCUUCGGAGCUCAUCCCGAGGUCCGAGCGGCCCGAUGCUCUGUGGGUCCGCCCAGGCGGCGCCCAGCCCUCCGACGGGAACUCCACCUCCGAGGGCGGACACGGGAAUCGACCAGACGGCAGCGCAUCUCAGGAAGCAUCUCUUGGACCUGCCUCCCACAGCGAUGACCAUCCCCUCAAAGGUGUGAGGUAUGCCGCCCUGACUGCCCCAGGGCCCACUGGAACCAGGGCCGAGCACGCCAAGGAAUGCCUCGGGUGCAAGAGCCACGUGGUUGCUAACAAGCUCUGCAGGGUACUGCUGCGCGUGCAGGACAAAAUACGACGCGGGGACCUUCGGCCAGAGGCACGGUGGUUGAAGAGGACCCGCCAUAUCUUCUUGAAGAAGAAGAUCUCCACCACGCCACGCCCCGUGCGCAUGGGAGAAUUCCUUAGGGGGGCCAUGGCCAAAAAGGCUCAAAAAAAGGCAGCCCCUCGACUGCGCAAACGCUUCCGCGAGUACCACCAGUGGGGCGUCGAGAUGCCUGGGGGCGCGGAGGCUUUAGUGCAUUGGAGAGGCCACGUCGAGGAGAUGGCGAUGGACGGCACGCUGGAGCCCCUUGUUGCGUUCGACCUGGACCUCGAGAACAUGUUCGGCAGUCGAGGAUGGUUCCAGUGGGAGCACGAGACGCCGGAAGAGAUCGAGCUCCCCUCCGGAGACGUUGCUGUUUCCGACCGUGGUGCGGGGCAAGGGGACGUUUUUGGUUCGAGCACCUCUUCGCUCACCCUCGGGCACCACAUCGGGGUUCACAGGCAGCGUCACCAGGGGUCGUUGGGAGACGCUCCGAGUGCCGGGGCCGUGGACGAGUGGUUCAUCGACGACGGCCAGGCCUUCGUUCGGCCUGCACUGGCCAGUGCUUGGCUUCGGUCUGUCGACGCUGCCCUGGCAGCCUUCGGAGGGCGCCGCAGCACCGGCGCAGCCUGCAAAAGCGUUGCCCGGCUCCUGUGCCCCGAAGCGCGGAUGACCGAGUUCCAGGGGUGGGCCAACGGGUACAUCUCUGACACGUGCCGCGUGGAGGAGGCGGCCACCGCGCCGAAGGUCCUAGGGGUGCACGUGGGGAACGCCGACCAGGAAGUCUCGGACUUUCGCGCGGCCGUCCUCAAAGUCGAGGCCGCCCGGGCGUCGAUCAUGGAACUGGACCACCCGCAGUGCGAGCUCACGCUGCAGCGCCGCUUCUUGGACGUCAGCAAAGCUCUCCCAGCCUUCAUUGCGAGACGGGUAUCGUCGCGACCGCUCGUGAACGAGAUGUUCCAGCACGUCGAGAACGCUGGCAUCGGGUCACGAGUGUCGCUCUUGCACCGCUACGACCAGCGGACCAACGCAGCACUUCGGAGAUGGCUCGACUCCCUCCCCCAGGGCGCGCGGGACCAGGUCCACGACGCCGUCGAGAGGGCAGCCGAAUCCGCGGAGAGGAGGUGGCGGGAUUGGUGUUCAGGCGAGGAGGGCGAUGGAGAGGCCAACGAGGGGGCGGAAGGCCCAGCCCGGCCGCGGGGCAGCAGGCGCCCAGCCGCGGGCCUCGUGCCAGACGCCGGCACCGAGGACCCCGAGCACCCCGCUUCCCCAGCGCCCAAGGGCGGGCCGCGGCUGCAGAGCGAGCUCGUACGCUUUGCAGAUGCCACUGUCGCGCACGGCCUCCUGGCGAAGAUGCGCGAGGCCGGCGACUGGGAGCGCGAGCAGCUGCUCAGCGAGCUUUCCCAUCCAGACGGCUCGCAUGAGUGGCUGUGGGCCGUG
This is a messenger RNA of Prorocentrum cordatum, 2591 nucleotides long. The record is from the annotation of a GenBank genome assembly. Lineage: Eukaryota; Dinophyceae; Prorocentrales; Prorocentraceae.